Messenger RNA from Entrophospora candida, 131 nucleotides. NCBI's taxonomy places the organism in Eukaryota, Fungi, Glomeromycota, Glomeromycetes, Entrophosporales, Entrophosporaceae. The record is from the annotation of a GenBank genome assembly.
GCGCUUCUAAUAAAAAUAAUGGUAUUGUUACAGUUCUUUCGAUCAAGAACAAUGAAGAUUCUUCUAUUGACGAUAAAAAUGAUGUAAAAGAUAUUUUAAAUGAUGAUAAUAAAUCUAGUACGUACUUUUAA